Schistosoma mattheei is the source of this 2057-nucleotide messenger RNA. Lineage: Eukaryota; Metazoa; Platyhelminthes; Trematoda; Strigeidida; Schistosomatidae. The record is from the annotation of a GenBank genome assembly.
AUGAAAAAUGUUGAUUUAAUUGUUUUACGCGCAAUCACAACUCAACAAAAACGUUUGAGUUUAAGUAAUAAAAAACUUUAUCAUUUACCAUACAACAUUGAAUUUCUUAACUGGCUUGUAAUAUUAGAUCUACGUUCAAAUAGUUUAUCUGAUCUGCCAAUUCUACCAAAACAUCUACAAUCGAUUAAUUUAGGUCACAACUGGUUUACAACAAUACCUAAUUCUGUAUUUGAAUUGACGUCACUCAAAUCAAUCAGUAUGUAUAGCAAUCAACUUCAAUCUAUUCCAAAACGGUUGGUUAAUCUUGAAUACAUAAAUUUCAAUCAUAAUUACAUUAAUGCACUAAAUGACUCAAUAUCCAAUUUAGCCCAUUUGAAAUACUUGUCGAGUUCACAUAAUAAAUUGACGACACUACCAGAGUCAAUGUGUUCAAUGCUCAACAAAUUAGAAUAUUUAAAUCUAGGUUAUAAUCAUAUUUUGACAUUGCCAUUUAAUUUUGGUCUACUACAAAACAUGAAAACACUGCUUUUACAUAAGAACUUUUUAACACGAUUACCUGAGACAUUCGGGCAACUGAAAUCACUAACAGUUUUAGACUUAGCUGGUAAUAACUUACAACUUUUACCAUCCAACUUUACACAGUUGAAAUUAAAAGAAUUCUACGCUGAAGCUAAUCCAUUCACACGAAACGAUUUAUUUACUUCAACGUAUAAAGAAAAUGUUUUAACAUUGAAAGAAAUUGUCUUACGAAAAUUAUCCCGUUUAGGAUUUAUUGAUAUUGGUGUUAGCAAUCCUUGGUUAGAAAGUAUUAUCGGAUCAAAACAAUGGCAAACAGCUGGAUUUUGUGCUCUAUGUAAAAACCCAUUUGUAACUUGGUGGUUAGAAAGUGUCCGAUUUGCCAAUCGUAAAGAAUUAGUAGGUUUUAAUGUAAUCAGUUCAUUCAUAUCUAUUAUCUAAACAACUUUCUUUGCGAUUUAGGAUAGUCGAUGUUGAGAAAUUGCAAGAAGUAUACACUGAUGUAGUUCGUGGUCAAAAGCGAAUGUGAACUAUAACAGAGACUUAACACUGUUUACACUGUAUUUUGAUGUAAGGGGGUUGAUGAUAAUCGACAAGAAACUCUAAAUCUCCGUUUUCGUGAUAGUUGGCGCUCAUAAGCAAGCUGUACUUUCGAUCUUGAGGAAAGUGAUUCCUCCAGUGUGAUUCCGACUCGAGCUAGUCACAACAUGGAUAUGUGUGUAGUAAGUACAAAAGUUUUGAAACUGCGUGACAUGAUUAGUAAUUCCACUGAGAAUAUGAGUUCUCUAAAUAUUGAAGGUAUUUCUUGCCGAUGAUUCUAUAGCAGAUCACGUGAAACUGAGUUUGUUGACAAUUAAUUCAAUUAAGUCAUUUUAUUAACUUAUUAACGAACUGAGUCAUCCGUACAACUACUUACCUAAAUCAUUGUAUCUUUAUUGCUAUUGCGAAUGUAUGAACAUGUACGCUUGAAUAUUGCUUACGGCCCACGCAUUUAUUCACUCUGCUAGUCUUACUACUAACCGCUUAUUUGAUUCGAUGACUCAUUCAUUUCACUGUGUAUAUAUAUGUCCAUGUUAUUCAUAUUGAUCGCUUGCUCUGCUUUCUCGCUCGAUUGAUUGUACUCGAUUACUGAUAUUCGCUCAUUCGCUUGCUCGCUUGCCUGUCUGCCUUUCGGCACAACUCUUAAUGCUCGUUUAAUGCAUUUGUAAUUUUGGACAUCUAUGUGUGGUCUCGCAAUAAACGUAAUCAACGCUUCGUAUUCGCCUUCUGAUUAAUAUACCGUUGGGGUUAUCUAGGACGGUUAUCAAGACGAAUUGUAUACGAAGUUUAAGGAAUAUAUCGAAUACCGACCACCACAAUUCUUAACCAACACGAAAACUAGAUUCAGGAAUUUCCCUGCUGCCUCCAACUACUUCUCUUACAGACAUAUGACGGAUUUGAAAUUUUGUUAAAUAGAAUUUUUUCGAUAGACUUUAUGGUAUGACGUAGAAUACGGCAUAUAUGUAUGAUCGAAUUAGUAUAUGGUUUCGUUAUUUUAGCAA